CACAUUCUAACACACUGAUACAGCUGGAAUAUAGCACCGCCCUGCCAUGUGACCUGUGACGUCUUCUGACUCCCCGCCCCUUUGCUAAAAAGCUCCUUUCUAGCAUCUGAACCACGUCACAUGCGGACAUGCAACCCGGCUUUCACGGAGACAGCACAGCUAAGACACUUGGGAUCUGAAAAAUGAAUUUGGACAAACUACGUCAGUGUGUGUCUAAGGCCGGGCAAAGCCAUGUGUUGCAAUCUUGGGACGAGCUGUCAGAAAUUCAGCGUUCUCACUUGUUGGAGGAGUUAAAGGGCUUGGACUGUUUGCAAUUAAAUGGAUUCUUCAGGAGAGCGAUGGAUGCAUUUUCUGCUUCUUCUACACAAGAAAAAGUAGAUGCCAGGAUGGAGGCUGUACCCCAAGAGGUGCUUGGUAGUGUUACAAGAGAUCAACAGCAUCUUCAGCAAUGGGAAGCUCAAGGUUUUAAUCAGAUCGCUGAUGGUAAAGUGGCUGUUCUGCUGCUAGCUGGCGGGCAGGGAACACGCCUAGGGGUGUCAUACCCAAAGGGUAUGUAUGAUGUCGGUCUGCCCUCUCACAAAAGUCUCUUCCAAAUACAAGCUGAGCGAAUCUUAAAGCUGCAGAGACUGGCAAAGGAACGACAUGGGAAGGACUGUAUUAUUCCUUGGUAUAUCAUGACAAGUGGCCGUACCAUGGAAUCUACUCGUGAUUUCUUUCAGAAAUAUUGUUACUUUGGCUUAGAAGAACAAAACAUUAUCCUUUUCCAGCAGGGGAUGCUGCCAGCGAUGAGUUUUGAGGGGAAGAUCCUUAUGGAGGAGAAAGGAAAACUCUCAAUGGCUCCAGAUGGUAACGGAGGUCUGUACAGAGCCUUGGGUACACACGGAGUGCUGCAGGACAUGGAAAAGAGAGGUAUCGAGUACAUCCAUGUGUAUUGUGUAGAUAACAUCUUAGUGAAGGUGGCUGAUCCAGUAUUUAUUGGAUUCUGUGUGAACAAGGAGGCAGACUGUGGAGCCAAGGUAGUAGAGAAGAUGAAUCCCACUGAGCCUGUAGGUGUAGUUUGUCGCGUAGAUGGUGUGUACCAGGUUGUGGAAUACAGUGAGAUCACACUGGCUACAGCACAGAAAAGGAGUACAGAUGGAAGACUUAUGUAUAAUGCUGGGAACAUCGCCAACCACUUCUUCACAAGACGGUUCCUGCAGCAAGUGGUGGAGGUCCAUGAGCCUCAACUUCAGCACCAUGUUGCGGUGAAGAAAAUACCUUAUGUGGACACACAGGGUUUGCUUAUUCACCCAGAUAAACCCAACGGAAUAAAGAUGGAGAAGUUUGUCUUUGAUAUCUUCCAGUUUGCCAAGAAGUUUGUGGUAUUUGAAGUUUUACGUGAGGAAGAGUUCUCCCCUUUGAAAAAUGCAGAUAGCCAAAAUGGGAAGGACAACCCAAGUACUGCUCGCUAUGCACUCAUGUCACUACAUCACUGUUGGGUCCUCAAUGCUGGUGGCCACUUUGUGGAUGAGAAUGGUACCCAUAUCCCUGCAAUUCCUCUCCAAUCCAGACAAGAGAAUGGAAGUGCGCAGGACAAGACUGAGACUACCAUGAAGGAUGCUGGUGAUGUGCCCAUUCAGUGUGAGAUUUCUCCGCUUGUCUCCUAUGCAGGAGAGGGCCUGGAGACUUAUGUGAAGAACAAGGAGUUCCAUGCACCUCUUACAAUAGAUGAAGAUGGCAUUCACCAGCUGGUGAAGAAUGGCCUCUAAGAGCUUCAGAAAUCCUCUACAUCUACAUAUUUAGACAUAUUUAUGGUGGGGCACUUUGGGGGGAAAUUGAUAGGUACUUGAAAAAUGAUACUUAUGGAUCUUUCUGCUCAGUUUGCCAUCGCUGGACAUUUUAGUCAACAUUUUAAAUGCCAAAUCUUGAGUGGAAAUGUACGUAUUUAUAGCGGACUUAGUAUGAAGGGAAAUGAACUAUUUUUUUAAACUUGUACAUAGCACACUCUUGUACAUUUAUUUUAAUGGUACUGUGAUCUUUUUAUUUUUCUCAUAUGUUUGUGUAUCUAAUUUUGUGAACAGAAACUUUUCUUUCAAGAAAGGAAAUAAAAUUUUU
Nanorana parkeri is the source of this 2094-nucleotide messenger RNA. RefSeq names its product UDP-N-acetylglucosamine pyrophosphorylase 1 (gene UAP1). The transcript is spliced from 11 exons. Lineage: Eukaryota; Metazoa; Chordata; Amphibia; Anura; Dicroglossidae. Gene Ontology annotation, biological process: UDP-N-acetylglucosamine biosynthetic process. The record is from RefSeq and is a predicted model, not a curated record. Gene Ontology annotation, molecular function: UDP-N-acetylglucosamine diphosphorylase activity. The coding region runs from base 183 to 1748 and encodes 521 amino acids.